AUCUGUAUCGAAAUGCAAAGGAAGUCAGUUCGUACGCUGUUAACUGUCACGUCAAUCAAUUCCUUGUUAAAUUAUUGAAAUAAAUCUGGAGACCUAUACAUAGGUUUCUAACGUAUUGAAAAUCUAAGACAAAAUCACAUCAAAAACAAAUCGUUAAGGAUCAUCCAGUUGAUGUUCGAACAUGGGCGACUCACCAGAACGCGGCAGCAAGGAAAAUACAGCUGAAGUAGCCAGCAAGGAAGUCGCUCCCGAUCUAGCAGUUAAGGAGAAACCAAAGGGCAAAGAGAAAAAAGCACAAAAAGAAGACGAAAAAGGUCGCGGAUCGCUUGGGGCAGUGGCAGCGCAGGCCCCGAAGCCAACGACACGAUAUGCACCGACCUACCGCCUGGACCCAAAGAAUCCGAUGAAGCACGAGCGCAUAGAGAUAGUCGUCAAGUCCGAAAUGAAUAAGAACUAUGAUGCGGAUUACGCGUUCCAUCCGAAAUACUCCCUACACAUGGCUGCUCAGGUCGCUGAAGACAUUAAAGCGCGUAUCAAAUUAUUAAAUUUCGAUCGAUAUCGUUUCAUAGUGCUGAUCACUGUCGGCGAAUAUCUAAUGCAGGGCCUCUACUCGAUGGCAAAUUUUCUGUGGGAUGCCGAAAAGGAUGGCUACGUCAACUAUACCGUUGAAACACCCAAAUAUUUUGCUGUCUGCACAGUAUUUUAUAUAUACUUUGAUUAGGACACCUAGGGAGGAUUGAUUCUGAGUGAACUUGACUGGACUGCAAUUGGAGUAGCAGGAAAACGAGUUGGUUUUAUAAUUUAAAGAGCAUAUAUUUUUGUAAGCUACCAUAUAUUCAAUUAUAUAUUAGGGCGUGUAGGCCCCCAG
This is a messenger RNA of Drosophila hydei, 868 nucleotides long. RefSeq names its product tctex1 domain-containing protein 1-like. The record is from RefSeq and is a predicted model, not a curated record. Gene Ontology annotation, biological process: microtubule-based movement. The coding region runs from base 182 to 721 and encodes 179 amino acids. Lineage: Eukaryota; Metazoa; Arthropoda; Insecta; Diptera; Drosophilidae. Gene Ontology annotation, molecular function: dynein intermediate chain binding. Gene Ontology annotation, cellular component: cytoplasmic dynein complex; cytoplasm. The transcript has a single exon.